Molecule: messenger RNA, 2094 nt
Organism: Hyaloscypha bicolor E
Lineage: Eukaryota; Fungi; Ascomycota; Leotiomycetes; Helotiales; Hyaloscyphaceae
Product: Pex24p-domain-containing protein
Exons: 3
Coding region: 206-1924 (572 amino acids)
Biological process (GO): peroxisome organization
Cellular component (GO): peroxisomal membrane
Source: RefSeq, a predicted model, not a curated record
UGACGCGCGGGUAACCGUCCUUUGAUCUCAAGAGAUGCUUUCAUCGUCCUUUUCAAUGUAAAUUAUAGUCUGCUUAAUGCUGGAGACCUUUGCGAAGUCUCCCACAAGCAAUGAUUCUCUAAUGAAUUAACACAAUCUCGUGGCACACUCGAUUGCUUACUUCCGCGUUUUCGCAAGCAGGUUUGCCUGGGCCGAAUAAUGACGAAUGGCUGCAUUUGAUACACCCUGGAUGAUGUCUUCCACUCCGGGUUCAUCACGAAGAGACGAUGAUGGAGGCUCCCUAGCCAGCAAUGAUCCGAAUCCUCCGACGGUGGCAGCAUUCUCACCAGUGACGCUUUCUCAUGCCACAUCUGCUAACAAGCAGCGCUCUACGAUACUUGUCCACCAGAAAUCGCCGCUAUUGAUCGCAACUCCUCCUCAGAUCACCAGAGCUUUGGCAUAUUCACAUCCGUUUCUGCUGCCUCUAAACAAGCUCGCCGGAUUGCUGACAUGGACGAGUGGAGAUCCUUGGGAGAGCUUCUUGCUCCUGGCCGGUUUCUGGGGGGUGGUGUUAUACGGAGACGUAGUAAUGCGAUAUGCUGGGCCCGUGGCGAUCGUUAUGGGGUUGAUAUUGGGGAUGUACUCGAGGCGUUACUCGCCACUUUCAUCCACGAGUUGGACUGGAGAAAAGCCGAAGAAAGGACAUAAAAAGACGGAUUCCGAAGCUACGAAUACCAAACACCAAAAGACGCUGGACGAGAUUGUAGAAACCCUGAAAGUCUUUACAUCACGAUGUAAUGUGCUGCUGGAUCCUCUCCUCGAGCUUACCGACUUCCUCUCCACCCAACGAACCGCAACAUCCGCUACAACCAGGCCUGCCCUUACCACCCUCUUGAUCCGAAUCCUUCUCAUCACACCACUCUGGAUUGUCUUGACCCUCAGACCUAUUCAGAUUAUCACAACCAAACGAAUGGUUCUAGUUGCAGGCACACUGUUCUUGACAUGGCAUUCUCGACCUAACAGGGUAUCGAGAGCUAUACUGUGGAGAUCCGCACUUAUUCGCCGAAUGUUGGCUACCUUGACAGGCCUCCACUUCUCUGAUAACCUCACCCCACCACCACCAGCUUCCGAUGCACCACCUCUACCGCCCCGAAAACAGACCGAAUAUCAAGAGAAAGCUUCACUAGCUGCUUCAGCAGCUGCAAAAAGAAGGCCAGAUGCUCCAGGAGUUAGAUUCACAUUCAUAUUGUAUGAAAAUCAACGGAGGUGGGUUGCUUUAGGUUGGACUACGUCCUUGUUUGCAUAUGAAAGGGCAGCAUGGACUGAUGAGCACCUAAACGUUGCUCCUGCAAGAGAAGAUUUUGAACUCCCAGAUGUAGAAGGUGGUGCAGCAAGAUGGAGGUGGGCGGAAGGAAGUAAAUGGCUCGUAGAAGGUGCUGGAGAAUUUGACGAAGGUGGCGUCAAGGCGAAGCCUGAGACUACUGAUGGUGGACAAGGUUGGAUCUACUACGAUAAUAAGUGGCAGAACGGACGAAGAGGACAAGAUGGCUGGGGACGCUACACACGCCGACGAAAAUGGUAUCGCGAUGCAGAACUAGUCGAGGUUUCUCCCUCCACAGAAAUCACACCCUCACCAACCCCCACGCGUGACAGUCCUAGAGCACAACAGACACCUAUCUCUGCACCACUCUUCUCCGAACCCUUACAGGACAAUCUAGAAUACACCGACAAGGCUAGUAUCAGAAGUGGCAAGUCUAAAGCAGAAAGUACUAGUAAAAGUGAUGGCUCGUCCACAAAAAGCUCCGGUUUCAAAAGCAGACCAGCAAACCUGAGGAGAAGAGGCACAGGAAGUAGUUUAAGCAUUGCCAGCGAUGAUGAGAGAGUCCCGAGAGCUAGGGAAGCGGAUUGGGGCAUCGCAGAUGAUGUCAGGAUGGGAUUAGAAUAACAUCCCUCGUCGUGUACACAAUUAUAGGCUUACUUGGAUCAUUGGGCUGGAGUUUUGAGCGACUACCAAUAAUCAUGACUUGCUGUUGUCUCAGAUUUUGUUGCCAUAUGACCACCGUUCGCGAAGUGUUCGAUAUAUUUGUGCUUGAAUAAAGCCCUGAGCAGUGGCUA